Molecule: messenger RNA, 4202 nt
Organism: Erinaceus europaeus (western European hedgehog)
Lineage: Eukaryota; Metazoa; Chordata; Mammalia; Eulipotyphla; Erinaceidae
Gene: SEMA4F
Product: ssemaphorin 4F
Exons: 14
Coding region: 152-2461 (769 amino acids)
Biological process (GO): negative regulation of axon extension involved in axon guidance; axon guidance; negative chemotaxis
Molecular function (GO): semaphorin receptor binding; chemorepellent activity
Source: RefSeq, a predicted model, not a curated record
UUCUUCAAGGGGCGGAGUUGGAUUGCGUUUGGUCUGGCAGUCGCAGCCAAAGCGGGUCGAGGAGAUCCGAGAGGGGCCGAGGCUGUAGGGCUCGCGGCUCUGAGCUGAGGCUGCACGGUGAGCCCCACCCGGCGGCCAGGCGGAGCCAAAGAUGCCGACCUCGGCGGUGGGGCCACGCCCGGACUCCGGGCCAUCUCCGGUCUCGCCCCUACCGCUGCUGUUGCUGGCUGUGUUGAGCGGCCCAGUGGCCGGCCGCGUUCCCCGCUCGGUGCCUCGGACCUCGCUUUCUAGCUCCGAGGCUGACUCCUACCUCGCCCGGUUCACCAUCCCACAGACGUACAAUUACUCUGUUCUCCUUGUGGAUCCUGCAACCCAUACACUUUAUGUUGGAGCCCGGGACACCAUCUUUGCUUUGUCUCUGCCCUUCUCAGGGGCAAGACCACAUAGGAUUAACUGGAGAGUACCUGAGGCCCACAGACAGAACUGUACGAAGAAAGGCAAGAAGGAGGACGAAUGCCACAAUUUUAUCCAGAUUAUCGUCAUUGCCAAUGCCUCUCAUCUCCUCACUUGUGGCACCUUCGCUUUUGAUCCGAAGUGCGGGGUUAUUGAUGUGUCCAGUUUCCAGCAGGUUGAAAGACUUGAGAGUGGCCGGGGAAAAUGUCCUUUUGAGCCAGCUCAGCGGUCAGCAGCUGUAAUGGCUGGAGGCAUCCUCUAUGCUGCCACUGUAAAAAACUACCUGGGAACAGAGUCCAUUAUCUCCCGGGCUGUGGGUCGUGCGGAGGACUGGAUUCGGACGGAGACCUUGCCAUCCUGGCUUAACGCCCCAGCCUUUGUUGCAGCCAUGGCCUUGAGCCCAUCCGAGUGGGGGGAUGAAGAUGGAGAUGAUGAGAUCUACUUCUUUUUUACGGAGACUUCCCGAGCAUUUGACUUACCGGAGCUCAUUAAGGUCCCACGGGUGGCGCGAGUGUGUGCGGGGGACCUUGGGGGCCGGAAGACCCUCCAGCAGAGGUGGACAACAUUUCUGAAGGCAGACCUUCGAUGCCCAAGGAUAGUGCAUGGCCGGACCUCCAGUGUCCUGCAGGAUAUGGUCAUUCUGCGACCUGAGUCUGGAGCAGGGACCCCCAUCUUUUACGGCAUCUUUUCCUCCCAGUGGGAAGGGGCCACCAUCUCUGCUGUCUGUACCUUCCGUCCCCAAGACAUUCGAACCGUCCUGAAUGGUCCAUUCAGGGAGCUGAAACAUGACUGUAACCGGAGGCUGACAGUCAUGGACAAUGAAGUGCCCCAUCCCAGACCUGGAGAGUGCAUCACCAACAACAUGAAACUCCAGCAUUUCAGCUCCUCACUGUCCCUGCCUGACCGAGUGCUCACCUUCAUUCGGGACCACCCACUCAUGGAUGAGCCAGUGUUUCCCCCUGAAGAACACCCCUUGCUGGUUACUACAGAGACAGCCUAUCUCAGAGUCGUGGCCCACAGGGUGACCAGUCUCUCAGGAAAACAGUAUGAUGUGCUCUACUUGGGGACAGAGGAUGGACAUCUCCACCGGGCAGUGAAGAUUGGAGCCCAGCUCAGUGUCCUUGAGGAUCUGGCCUUAUUUCCAGAACCACAACCAGUUGAAACUAUGAAACUGUAUCAAGGCUGGCUUCUGGUUGGCUCACAUACUGAAGUGACACAAGUGAACACCACCAACUGUGGUCGCCUGCAGAGCUGCUCAGAGUGCAUCUUGGCCCAAGACCCUGUGUGUGCCUGGAGCUUACAACUGCAUGCCUGUGUGGCCCAUUCUGGGGAGAACGGAGGGCUGGUCCAAGACAUAGAGUCAGCUGAUGUCUCAUCUUUGUGUCCCAAAGAGUCCAGAGAGCAACCAGUAGUGUUUGAAGUUCCUGUGACUACAGCUGCUCACGUGGUCUUGCCAUGUUCCCCGAGCUCAGCAUGGGCAUCCUGUGUGUGGCACCAGCCAGGUGGAGUGACUGCACUCACCCCCAGGCGGGAUGGGCUGGAGGUGAUGGUAACCCCAGGAGCAAUGGGCACCUAUGUCUGUGAAUGUUGGGAGGGGGGGGCAGCCCGAGUGGUAGCUGCUUACAGCUUGGUAUGGGGCCAACAGGCUCCUGCAAGUCAUGCCCACACCAUGGGGGCUGCACUGGCUGGCUUCUUCCUGGGGGUUUUUGCAGCAUCCUUGACUCUACUCCUGAUUGGUCAGCAUCAGCAGAGACGGAGGCAAAGGGAACUUCUGGCUAGAGACAAGGUGGGCUUGGACCUGGGAGCCCCACCAUCUGGGACAACAAGCUAUAGCCAGGACCCUCCCACUCCCUCGCCUGAAGAUGAACGGCUGCCCCUGGCCCUGGCCAAGAGAGGCAAUGGCUUUGGUGGCUUCCCUCCACCCUUCCUACUUGAUCCUUGUGUAAGUCCAGCACACAUUCGGCUGACUGGGGCUCCUUUAGCCACGUGUGAUGAAACAUCCAUCUAGGAUUGGGCAAAUGACCACUAAGUGCAUGAAUGGCCAUCGGAAUAGAAUGACCAUUGAGAUACUGGGUUGCUGGGCCAGGAAGGCUGUUGUGACCUCUGAAUUCUCAUUGGCCUUUGAGAGAUAACUUGGACUUAAUUGUUAGUUCUUGGUGGGUCUGGAUGGGCUCUGAGCCAGGCUUUUGUCUGACUCCUGGUUCCUAUAAUUAAUCAGAACCAUGCUGUGUGGUGAAUCAGGAUUUUUUCCCCAGCCCUGCCCUCUGAACUCCUGUGUCUUCUUCAGAACUGACUGUCUAUAUUUGGUCCACUAGUUUGAGGUGGGACACAGGACAUAGCUAUGACUUGACUUUACCUUCUAGUGGCCCUGGCCAGAAGGAAGGGCUUUGUAUAUGUGACUGGGGGUGGGGUGGGCAUGGGAGCUAAGAUGCACUGAAUCUUUUUGCUUAUUGUCUCAAGUUUAUCUCAUUUUCUGUGGGAGAGUGCAUGAUCCCCACGUGGCUACAUGGAACGUCUGCCCGAGACUCCCAACCCCAUCCAGUUCUCUUUCUUCCACAAAACAGCAUCUGUAAAUACAUAAGUGUUCAUAGGAGAUGUGGCCACAUGUGCAUGAAUGACCUGGUCCCUGCUAAGGUGUAUGGAUGGGGUGAGGGGAGGAUGGAAUGGAGCCUGCAGAAUUUUAGAGUCCGUAGCCAGUUAAGGAGUGGCUUUUCUUUCUCAAAGUCACUUCCUCUGUCCCCAUUGCCUCCCACAACCCUUUUCUUGAAUAGAGAGAAAACUCCCAAAGUGACCUUCUGGGUGGGAUGGACAGUAAUACAUGUGACCCCAUCUUUCUCUUUGUUUUUUGCCUCCUGGCUGCCACCACUGCCACCCACGCGUAGCUGCUCUUUCUCUGGCUGGAGUGUGGGCUGAACCUCCUUCCCUUGAUGCCCAUUGAAAAUAAACUCUACGCCACUCUAAAUACUAGGGGAUGACAACAGGGGAGCAGUUGUAGGAAAUGCAAGCAGCAUAAAGAUUGGUUUGUAUCAGUGACUUUACUCAGGGUGACAACCUUGUCCUAAAGCAGGUGUUCUCCAGCCGGGGUCCAUGGACUCCCUAAAAUCAUAUGCAAACAUUGUCUGUCCAUAUGUGUCUGUAUUUUUAUCAGAGGGGGAGGGGGAGGUUUUAUGGUUUUCACCAGAAUUCUCAAGGCCUUAACAAAGAUAAAGGACCACUUCCCCAAGGUUACCAUAUAAUGGCCAAGCAGACAUGGUGUCUCUCAGCGGUGGCUCUUCCUGGCCUGGCCACAUUUGGCGCUGCUAGAAACUCUGUCAUUUCUCCAGUCCCUGGAAGCUGCGUUCUGUGCAUAUUUGAAGACACUGUCAACUCUCACCAAACUUAAGAGCUCUCCUGCUUCGCAACUCUCAGAUGCUCUAGGCUCCUGCUCAGUUUGUCUUGGCCUGUGAAUGUGCCUCGUUCAGUCCUGUUGAGUUCACCCCUUGAGUUCCAGUGAAUAACCCUGCCUUCCCGGUUGAAGUUUUCAGCUCUACUUUCCUUGGCAGCAGCCUGUGAACUCCUCAAAAGAGUCCCCUUCGGUUUGGAAUCGUCAGUGGCUUUGCCACUAAGAAGCCUGUGACCUUUAGCAAGAAGUCUAACCUAUGGACGUUGGUUUACUCCUCUGUAAUGUGGGGAUAAUAAUACCUACCUCAGGGUUGCUGCAAGGAACAAGUGAGAGAAUAUGUAAACAAUAAAGUACUUCUAUACCAUUA